AUGGCCGUCAAUCAAAGCUUCUCACCUACAGAGGGUGCACCCCCGCGCCUGGCUCUGGCUAUGCUUGGGGUGGGCCUAGCGAUGAUAUUCAUAUAUCCGAUCAGUAUCUUCAUAUACAAUGUCUACUUCCACCCCUUGGCCAAAUACCCGGGUCCGAAGCUCAUGGUAGCCACACGUAUACCUUAUAUGCAAAUGAUCAUUAGUGGCAGGUUUGCCCAAAAGACUAAGGCUCUGCACCACAAGUACGGCAAGGUGGUCCGGAUCGCUCCCAAUGAACUGUCUUUUAUCGAAGCCGACGCCUGGAAAGUCAUCUACGGUACUCGUGUUGGCCAUGGGCAAAAGCAGAAAGACCCUCGAUUCUACCCUCCUACCCCCGGUGGAGCCCCCAGCAUCAUACUUUCCGACGACGCUGAUCAUUCGCGAUUCCGUCGUCUACUAUCUCACGCAUUCUCGGAUAGCUCGCUGCGGGGCCAAGAGCCCAUUAUCAAGAGUUAUGUUGACCUCUUGAUGCAGCGCUUGAAUGAGAACAUCGCUAGUGGAACUGAUGUGCUUGAUCUGGUGUCGUGGUACAACUUCACUACAUUCGACAUCAUUGGUGAUUUGGCGUUUGGAGAACCCUUCGACUGUCUGAAGAACUCCAAUUACCAUCAAUGGGUGCACAUUCUAUUUGGCCACAUGAGGAUGAGUGCUUACGCAAAUGUAGCUCGCCGUCUGCCAGGAUCAGGACGCUUACUCAGGCUCAUCACCCCAAAACAUGUCACCUCCCAGAGGGACUGGCACUUUGACUUGACGAAAGCAAAGGUUCAGGCUCGACUCAGCAAGUCUAAUGAGAGGCCAGAUUUCUUUGGAAACAUCUUGAAACAAAAUGACACUGGGAAAGGCUUCAGCAUUCCUGAAAUGAUUUCUAACAGUAGUACGCUCAUCAUUGCGGGUUCCGAAACUACUGCCACACUGCUCUCUGGAGUCACUUACCUCCUAUUAAGAAACCCGCGUAUACUUGCAAAGCUCCAGGAGGAAAUCAGAUCAACAUUUGCCAGGGAGGAAGAAAUCAAUCUGGACUCGUGCAAUAAGCUGGACUACUGCCUUGCGACUCUUACCGAGGCUCUUCGAUUGUAUCCUCCUGUUCCCCCCGGGCUGCCCCGUAUCGUCGAUGUGCAGGGUGAUCUAAUCGCGGGGAAUUGGAUCCCAGGAGGUACAAUCGUCUCCGUUUGCCACCUGGCUGCUAGCCACUCUCCAAUCAAUUUCACCGACGCAGAUCAAUUCAUUCCAGAGCGUCAUCUCGAUGAUCCUCGCUUUAAGAAUGAUAACAGGGGUGCAAUGCAGCCAUUUAGCUUUGGUCCCAGGAACUGCAUUGGUCGAAAUUUGGCGUAUGUUGAGAUGCGCAUUAUACUUGCACGCAUGAUUUUCAACUUUGAUAUGGAGUUAGCAGAGCCUGAGAAGGACUGGCUGGAUCAAGAUUCCUUUUUUCUUUGGGACAAAUCGGCCUUGAAUGUAAAGUUAACCCCAAGGAAGAAGGAAUCGUGA
Penicillium canariense is the source of this 1524-nucleotide messenger RNA. RefSeq names its product cytochrome P450. Gene Ontology annotation, molecular function: oxidoreductase activity, acting on paired donors, with incorporation or reduction of molecular oxygen; heme binding; iron ion binding. Bases 1 to 1524 code for a protein of 507 amino acids. The transcript has 4 exons. Lineage: Eukaryota; Fungi; Ascomycota; Eurotiomycetes; Eurotiales; Aspergillaceae. The record is from RefSeq and is a predicted model, not a curated record.